This is a messenger RNA of Brassica oleracea var. oleracea, 1662 nucleotides long. RefSeq names its product protein kinase APK1B, chloroplastic-like. The transcript is spliced from 5 exons. NCBI's taxonomy places the organism in Eukaryota, Viridiplantae, Streptophyta, Magnoliopsida, Brassicales, Brassicaceae. Gene Ontology annotation, biological process: protein phosphorylation. The record is from RefSeq and is a predicted model, not a curated record. Gene Ontology annotation, molecular function: ATP binding; protein kinase activity. The coding region runs from base 82 to 1314 and encodes 410 amino acids.
ACAAGCAAGAAAAUUCAGAAUCUUUACAUUUGUCUGAUCUCUUAAUUACAACAAAACCAUUUGUACUAAAAUUUCGGAUAAAUGGGUUUUGUGAAAAAAGUGCAAUCAAAAGUUUUUUUAUAUGUAAACUAUUUGUUUGGUGUUUGCAUAGGUGCGAGUCCGAAGUAUAUGAGCUCAGAGGCAAAUGAUACACAAAGCAUGGGAAGCAAAUGCUCUUCUGUGUCUGUCAGAACAAGCCCUCGAACCGAAGGAGAGAUCUUGCAAUCUCCAAACCUAAAAUGUUUCAGCUUUGCUGAGCUCAAAGCAGCAACUAGGAAUUUCAGACUAGACAGUGUUCUUGGUGAAGGUGGAUUCGGUUGCGUCUUUAAAGGAUGGAUUGAUGAGGAAUCUCUCACUGCAUCUAAACCGGGAACCGGAAUGGUUAUUGCUGUCAAAAGACUCAACAAAGAGGGUUGGCAAGGUCAUCAAGAAUGGCUGGCGGAAGUGAAUUACUUGGGGAGGCUUUCUCAUCCUAAUCUUGUGAAACUCAUCGGUUACUGCUUAGAGGAUGAACAUCAUCUUCUUGUGUAUGAGUUCAUGCCUUGUGGAAGUUUAGAGAAUCAUUUAUUCAGAAGAGGUUCCUACUUCGAACCGUUAUCUUGGAAUCUUCGGUUGAAAAUUGCUCUUGGUUGUGCGAAAGGUCUAGCUUUUCUUCACAGUGCCGAGACGCAAGUCAUAUACCGUGACUUCAAAACCUCUAAUAUACUUCUUGAUUCGAACUACAAUGCUAAGCUAUCUGACUUCGGUUUGGCUAAAGACGGUCCAACAGGUGAUAAUAGCCAUGUCUCUACAAGGGUCAUAGGUACCUAUGGAUACGUAGACCCUGGUUACCUUUUGAACGGUCAUUUAACAACCAAGAGUGAUGUCUAUAGCUACGGUGUUGUGCUUUUGGAGAUGUUGUCUGGACGUAAAGUUGUGGACAGUAAUCGUCCACCGAGAGAGCAAAAACUAGUGGAUUGGGCAAAACCAUUACUUGCAAACAAGAAGAAGGUUUCACGAGUUAUCGAUAACCGUAUCCGAGAUCAAAUCUCAGUGAAAGAAGCACAUAAAGUAGCUACUCAAGUGUUCAGAUGUCUCGACGUUGACAAAAACCAGAGGCCAAACAUGACCGAGAUUGUUUUUCACCUCGAAAACAUCCAAGCUUCGCGUGAAGCAGGAGGAAAUAAGACCGAGAAAAGAAUGCGUAGGAGAAGAGACAGUUUUGCUCAACAAACCGGUGUGGGCGGGAUAGCAACUGCUUAUCCACGUCCGUCUGCUUCGCCUCUGUUUGUCUGAGAAGGAAACGAUGAUGUUCUGCUCUGUUUAGUUCAGAUGUACAGUUUUGGUUCGGCUUAUGCACCCAAGGGAUUCAAGUUCAUUGCUCGUCAGAGAUUUGACAAUUGAUCUUUGGUGUGAGAGUUGUUUAACAUAAAGUAUAAAUGAUCUCUCAUGUCUUCAACUUCAAGCUUUGUCAUAUUAUGCACGACAAGGGGGACAAAGAAAUACUUUCAUAUAUAUAUUUACAAAGCAAAAUGCACAACAAAGCAAUUUCGGUAGUAACAAACAAAAGAAUUUUUUGCGUUUCCUACUUUCAGUUCUUUGACUAAGAAGAUUGUGGACAGUGAAACAAAACUCUGUGGAUGU